Aphanomyces astaci is the source of this 1363-nucleotide messenger RNA. RefSeq lists its product as hypothetical. Bases 686 to 1276 code for a protein of 196 amino acids. The record is from RefSeq and is a predicted model, not a curated record. The transcript is spliced from 2 exons. Lineage: Eukaryota; Oomycota; Saprolegniomycetes; Saprolegniales; Verrucalvaceae.
GAACAACAGAGAAUCCGGAUUCCAGAGUCCCUUUCCUCCGAACACGGCCUAAGAUGCACUUAACCCCACCUAGAAAGGUCCGAGCAUACAUAGUUCCAUAUAAACACUCAUAUUGCAGUUUUCUGAGAAAAGCAACAGUAGAACUGUUUUACUGAGAGACUGUCGAUCAAGCCAAAGAUUGACGCACCAUUCACGGGCAAGGCCGUUGAAGAAGCCGUUGAGAAAGACGGAACAGGUCCGCCUGCGGGAGGAGAAUGCACAUCAACGCACGCAGCUAGCCGUCUACCAUCGUGUACACAACGAAAACAAGACCAGUCACGAGGUAUUGGAGUCGCGCGUCCAAGAACUCCUGACGAAAUGGUCCAACAAUAGAGCCAACCGCGACCAACAACUGCGCAUCCGAGCCGUGCAUCGGUUCUGGAACUGGCUGGACAAGACGUGGGCCCUGGUGAACUCCAUAAGAGUGGCCGUCUUGUGUGAAACGUACGGUGUCCUGUCGAGAGAGGGUAGAGUGCCAACCACAGUGAUGCAACGCCUCCGUGACGCAAACGGCAUCCACAUUACGACAGGAGCCCCCAUUGCACCCCAAACGAAUGACAUCGUCAAAAUUCCCCCGUUCACCGCCAAGGCUUCUGCACCCGUUUACGUACCAAUCAAAUACCAGGCCUUACCAAGAACCAACUAGAUGGAAGCACGAGCCAUAGGCGCCGGCGCAAUCACGGCCCUUGACACCGCAGUAACCACAGUCAGAACACGCCCGAACGGGAAAGGUGUGGUCAAACGGGAAGUGUCUUCAAGCGACGCCGGCGACGACGGACGCCCUUCGAAGAGAGCAAAAUCCACCCCCGCAUCUCCGAAACUUCAGCCUUCGGGCAACGAGUUCAAGCGUAUUCCAAAGAACCCGAGAACAUCCCUCAGUCAGCUUCCGCCAGUACAGUCCGUACCUGGCGAGAUGUUGGACGUUUGCGAGGAGGUACGAGUGACGAAGCCCUGGGAACGCUAUCGGCGGGCCGGAUCAAUUCUCUUAGACCAAGACGGCCGAGAGGGACAGCACGAGCCUCAGUUUCACAACAGCGUGGCCACCUUUUGGGAUCGGUACGGGCAACAACUCUGGGAACAGACUUACGCCCCGUUCGGCAACCCCAACCACCUGGACCCCCUGUUCCAUCAGGUCUUUAACCUCCAUGUCAAGUUGCAGCGCUUGAUCAACAACACCGACUACGACGACACCCAUGCCCACUUCCUGUGCUUCCCGCACCCGCCUUGGUCAGUCUAGUCACUCAACCCGUGAGCACCAUCGCUGGGCAAAGUGAUUUCCCGCCGUGGAUGAGAAUCCGAAUAAUAUAUAUAUACUUAUACGGGU